GGCAACUGUCUCCAUACCAAUUUCCCAAUAGAUUGAAAAGAAAUGGCGACGGCAGUUGCGUUGUCUUCCUCACUCAAGCACCACUUAGUCUUAGGCAUUCGAAUCCCUCAAAGCCCAGCCCUUUGCCGCCGAAAUGGAACCAGAAUUUCAACUUUUAGAAGCUUCACAGUUGCAAUGGCUACUCCUCUUGAAGUCUGCGUUAAAGCUUCCGUUACCACUCCCAAUAAACUCGGAGACUGCCCUUUUUGCCAAAGGGUAUUGCUGACUAUGGAAGAAAAGCAUCUUCCAUAUGACAUGAAGUUGGUCGAUUUGGCAAACAAGCCGGAAUGGUUCUUACAGAUCAGUCCUGAAGGGAAGGUUCCAGUAGCAAAACUUGAUGAGAAGUGGGUUCCUGAUUCUGAUGUAAUUGCACAGUCACUGGAAGAAAAGUAUCCCGAUCCACCAUUGGUUACCCCGCCGGAAAAAGCAUCAGUUGGUUCGAAGAUCUUCUCCACAUUUAUUGGUUUUCUUAAAAGCAAAGAUCCCAGUGAUGGAACAGAGCAGGCAUUGCUGAAUGAAUUAAGCUCAUUUAAUGAUUAUAUCAAAGAAAAUGGCCCUUUUAUCAAUGGGGAGAAGGUUUCUGCAGCAGACUUGUCUCUGGCACCAAAGUUAUACCAUCUUGAGAUUGCUUUGGGGCAUUACAAGAAAUGGUCUGUUCCGGAUACACUUCCCUAUACAAAAUCUUACAUGAAGACAAUUUUCUCAAUGGAAUCGUUCGUCAAAACACGUGCAAGUCCUGAUGAUGUAAUUGAAGGUUGGCGUCCCAAAGUAAUGGGCUAGUUCUUUCCACCCGACCCCAAAAUUUGAUGUAAGGGGGUAUACUAUUUACAAGAAAUGCUACUCUUCUCGACAUGCAAAUGGGAUCAAGGACCAAAUUUCGUCCUGCUUGUUAUCGUACUAGACAACUUACUUUUGUUCAUCUGAGAUAAAACAUAUAUACCCCUCUUAAAGUUAAUAUCUUAUUGCAUUGGCUAUACGGUCAUUAUUUGCAAGGUUUCUAAGAUACUUUGCACUUUACAGCAUUAAUUAUUCGCUUUCU
Hibiscus syriacus is the source of this 1078-nucleotide messenger RNA. Its product is annotated as glutathione S-transferase DHAR3, chloroplastic-like. Gene Ontology annotation, molecular function: glutathione dehydrogenase (ascorbate) activity. The transcript has 6 exons. Lineage: Eukaryota; Viridiplantae; Streptophyta; Magnoliopsida; Malvales; Malvaceae. Bases 43 to 819 code for a protein of 258 amino acids. Gene Ontology annotation, biological process: cellular oxidant detoxification; protein glutathionylation; ascorbate glutathione cycle. The record is from RefSeq and is a predicted model, not a curated record.